AUGACUGACAGUUCAGAUAUAAAUGUUCCAUUACUAAAUAAAUCAAAUAGUAGUAACAAUUAUAUUAAUAUUAACUCUAAUAUUCCAGAAAAUCCAGUUAAACUAUCGCAACAAUCAAUAUCCAAGACAUCAAAUAAAUUAUCAAAAGCUAAUAAAAUUGGUUUACAAAGAACUUCAAGAACUUCUCAAAAAUUAAAAUUAUUACCAGAAGAUCCUGAUUUAGAUUCCAUAAAUAAUAAAAAUGAUGAUGAUCAUGAAGAUGAUGAUGAUGAUGAUGAAGAUGAAAAUGUUACUUCAAGAGUUUAUUCUCAAGUUAAAAAAAUUACUGAUACUUCGGCAAGAAAAGAUGCGGAAACUUUAGGUAAAUCUCAUAGAGAUUUAUUACCAAGAGUAAGUGCUUAUUGUACUUGUGGGUCGUAUAAAAUGAAAGAUUUAUUAAGAUGGUUUAAAGAUCGUAAAAGAAUUCAUAAUACUAGUCCAAAAUUGUUUGAUGAAUGUCUAUAUACUCCUUUUAUUUAUAAGGAUUGGAGAAAUGAUCUGCUGAUAAUAUUAGAUGAUAAUAUUAAUGAUCAUAAACUAAUGCGUUUAGCUGAUGAUGGUGGUGAAAUUGAUAUUGGUAAAAAAAAUGAUAUUUUUAUAUUUGAAUAUGGUGUCGUUGUAAUGUGGGGUUAUACAAUAAAAGAAGAAAAUGCAUUCCUUGUUGAUUUAGCUAAAUUUGAACUGGAGAAAUUAUCUCAAGAAGAUAUACAAAUUGAAGAAUUUAAUUAUUAUAUUACAAAAUCUUAUCAACCAAGAAUUUAUAAUGAUUUUAUUACAUUAAAAGAUGAUAAUAAUUAUAUGCUAAAAUUAAGUAUAUCUCAUGCAUUAGCUCAAUCUGUUAAAAUCUCAUUAUUUGAAGAAUUGGUAGAUAAUACAAUUGAAGAUACUCAAGAUAUACCUCAACAAAUUGCCCAAACUGGUAAAGUUGAAAUGACAAGAGAUGAAAUUAUGAAAUCAAUUGGUGAAUUAUUUAUCUUAAGGAUAAAUAUCAAUUUACAUGGUUCUGUUUUAGAUUCUCCUGAAUUAAUGUGGUCUGAACCUCAUUUAGAACCAAUUUAUCAAGCAACAAGAGGUUAUUUAGAAAUUAAUCAAAGAGUUGAAUUAUUAAAUCAAAGAUUAGAAGUUAUAAGUGAUCUAUUACAAAUGUUGAAAGAACAAUUGGGUCAUUCACAUGAAGAAAAUUUGGAGUUUAUUGUUGUGGUGUUGGUUGGUGUUGAAGUUUUGGUAAGUGUGAUUAAUAUCAUCAUUGAUAUAUUGACAUAUAAAAAAUAA
This is a messenger RNA of Insectozyma verbasci, 1311 nucleotides long. Lineage: Eukaryota; Fungi; Ascomycota; Pichiomycetes; Serinales; Debaryomycetaceae. The record is from the annotation of a GenBank genome assembly.